Temnothorax curvispinosus is the source of this 3393-nucleotide messenger RNA. It is a transcript of the gene Atg16, whose product is annotated as autophagy-related protein 16-1-like. Lineage: Eukaryota; Metazoa; Arthropoda; Insecta; Hymenoptera; Formicidae. The transcript is spliced from 6 exons. The coding region runs from base 60 to 659 and encodes 199 amino acids. The record is from RefSeq and is a predicted model, not a curated record. Gene Ontology annotation, molecular function: protein binding. Gene Ontology annotation, cellular component: autophagosome membrane. Gene Ontology annotation, biological process: autophagosome assembly.
AACCAGAAAGCCAAGAGAGAAUGUAAACGCAUACACUCACGGGCCACUGCGCGAAGGUGAUGGCGGCGAAGUUUCUCGGCGAGCCGUCGAAAGUAGUUACGGGAAGUUAUGAUCGGACCUUAAAAAUCUGGGAUCUGCGCAGCAAAGCAUGUAUAGAAACGAAAUUCGCUGGUUCAAGUUGCAACGAUCUCGUAACUUCCGACGGAGCUGGCUCUACGAUAAUUAGUGGUCAUUUUGAUCAAAGGAUCAGGUUUUGGGAUACCAGAGCCGAAUCCAGCUCAAAUGACAUUCUAUUGGAAGGGAAAGUGACAUCUUUAGAUUUAUCCCGUGACGCAAAUUACCUUUUGAGUUGCGUGAGGGAUGACACGGUGAAACUGAUUGAUUUACGAAUGAAGAAGAUUGUCGGAUCGUUCAGCGCUGACGGUUUCAAAGUGGGAUUCGAUUGGACGAGAGCCGCUUUCAGUCCUGACGGGCAGUACAUAGCGGUCGGUUCCGCGGACGGUUCCGUUUUCAUCUGGUCUAUAGCGACGAAUAUGAUCGAAACUAUACUGAAAGAGCACACGGCAGCGGUAACGGCCGUGUCUUGGCAUCCGCACGGCACGUAUCUGGCGUCCGUCGAUCGCGCCAAGACGGUGAUAAUUUGGGGCGACCACGUUUGACAGGAGGAGUGAUCCCGGGACAGACGACUGCUGUUUCACGCGUGAGGCGCUCUCUCGUGCCGUUUUCACGUUUCAGCCGUGUCUUUCUCGCGGCCCUCGUGGAAAUGAAAACGGACAUGCGCUGCUCGCGAUUCCCGUCAGCAAUCCCGCGAGAAAUCACCCGGUGGGCGCACCCGGCGGGAUAAUAAUCAAAAUCAUCGGUCGGUUUGGCCGCGCGGGUUGUAAAGCCUUGUAAGGACGCUGUUCCGAAGUUGUAAAGCGCAGACAUUUCGCACUGAACAAAUCCGCGGCGGUGGGUUAGGGACUAUUGUACAUAAAAUUGCACUUAUUGUUACUCCCAGGUUGUAAAGAUUCCCUAUUUAGAACAGUAACCCUGCGCGCUACGGCCGUGCCGCACCGUCUAUCCCCCCAAAGAAGUUUUAAGAAAUUAUCGUAGUAACUGGUGUUUCUCCGAUACUCACUUAUAGAUAUCUUUAAGCUUUUUUUUCACUAACUAUAAAGGACACGGAUUGCGUGUCAAUUGUCUGUACGGGAAGAUUUCGUCACUUUCGCAAUUGAAAGUCUAUACGUGACAUCCAUGGUGCUAUGGCAAAGUGUUUGCACGGGUUGACGCUUGCACGGAUUUAAUCCGCAAGGUAUACCAAAUUUAUUGUUUCCCUUUUUUUGCCCCAGAAAAAGUCAAUUAUUAUAUAUUGUAUAUUAUAUAUUUUUUAGAAGAACCGAAUGUUGUUAACAUUUGAAUCGCGAUAAAUGAUAUUUUUCGGCAUAUAGGGUGAGAUAAAGAGAUAGUGCUAAAUACAAAUGAAAACACGCUAGAUUUGGAUGAGAUUAUUUCCCCAGAAUUAACUGUGCAUUGUUAUUAGAAAUGAAUAUUUGCACAGAGAAGUAAUUAGUUUAUUUUCGUCGUAGCAUUCUGUUUGAAUAUUGAGAAUUAUUUUAGAUAUCAGAUAAAUCUAAAGAUUCGAUUUAUAAUGCAAGAUUAAUUCUGAUGGAGCAAUCUCAGUUUAAUUUGUGGCACUAUAAUUUGAUUUGUCGCUAGGCUCGCAGCAUUACGGAAACGACAUACGUCUCAAUACAAGUCUGAUAGAAUGGAAAUCAGAAUAUAGGGAUUAAGCAAACAAGCACAAUAACGAUAUUGAUAUUGAUAUUAAUUAAUUAAGCAUGAUUUGUAUAAUUAAUGUUAAGAGAUUAUAUGCUAAUCGAAGUUGAUCGCUAUUUUCAUUAAUGAAUGAGACCGAUUGGCUAAUUAAAAUUGUGUACUUGCAAUUUUUUUUUUUGUAAAGUAAAUCACAUUGGAUACUAACAAUAAGCCUUAGAGAAAAUAAGUAUUUGAUCGAAGAGAUUUCAUAGAGAGUGUAAUCUAGAUUUCUACAACGUCACACUUUUGCUUAUUAUAAUUACAAUAGUUACCUAACUGUUUUUAGUGAUUUUGAUAAUUAUAAUUUGUCAUAUUAUACUAAUCUUUGUUGUAUACAUUAUAUACUCAGAAAUAACGGAUUUAUUAAUGCUCGUAUUCAGUUUUAUAUUAAUUAAAUAAUUAUCACACAGAUUUUUAUCACCUGCAAAUGCUUUUUUAUAACUUAAUUUUUUUACGGAGCUCUUCGAUCACUGUUUGAUAUUUAUUAUAAAUGUAUUUGCGUAAGUGAUAUCUGAAAAGCAGCGGCUUGAAUUUAAAUUUUAUGUAUACUGUUCUGUGUAUCACACACAUUAUAAGUAGUUAAAUAAUUAAAUAAUUCUUUGCGCUUUUAUGUACCAUGUAUAAUUAAAUCAUAUAACAAAUUAUCACAAUACUUUUUUAUUUGCAAUUUGUAAAACCGAUUGGCUUCCAAUUGUCGUACGAAGAAUUGGUCAUUGAUUUGCAUUAUAUUAACCAAAAGUUUCAUUUCUUAAUAUCGAACGUUUUUGUCUUUCGGCAACAUUUUUAAAGUAAAAAUAGAAAUUACUUCAGGUAAUCUUGUUCCAAAGGACCAUUAUUUCUUGUCAAAAUUUUUGUUUAACAAGAAAAAUCACAAAACUGUUACCUCUACAAUUCCAUAUAGCUAUUAUAUUUUGAUUUGUAUGAACAAAGUUAGGUAAAAUUUCAAGUAAUGAAGUGUUUACACAUUUGAGAAGUUUCGCUAUUGAAUUUCAAGUUAUCUCAAGUUAAAUCAAUUAUAUUCGAAUAUAAUUUAUUUAACCUUAAGAUUAUACAUUAUAUUUUUGUAAAUGUGAAUUAUACACUGGGUCUUUGGAAACUAGCCGAACAUUUUUAUACAUAAUUCUAAUAAAGAAUAUAUAUAUUAUUAUAAUAUUAAAAUUCAAGUAUCUAUGUUAUUUAUAGUUUACUAAACUAAAAAAUACAAUUGUUGGAACAAAAAAAAGCUUUCAAGAAUGCUAGCAACUUUUACAUGAAAUUUUCGUUGGAUCGUACAGACAUGAGUGUAAUGAGUGGAUAACAUUUUUUCAUAUUUUACAAUCAUUUCAUUGCAUUUCAUCUGAUAAAUGCAAACCAAUGAUCAUGCCUCUUCGUCAUUGCAAUAAUAACUAUCAGCUCGCGUUUCGAGCGAACAACCAAUUGCGUCCAAAGUAUUGUAUAUGAUUUUAAUACUGUGCACUUACACCUCAUUUUCGACUAUUAAAUCUACACACUGUACUCUGUAUUUCUUCUGUAUACAGUAACAACAAUUAGCCGAAAUAUGCUAUAUACAUUGUUCAUGCACAUAUGUAAAUAUAUAUUAAACGUUCCCCUCUUGUA